UUUAGAGCGCGCUAUCAUUUGUGAACAGCUAUUGGAUCUGCUUUAAGAGUUUGUUACACCUUUAAAUGAUGAAAUCGGGCUUUUUGUCUCAAAAGUGUUUAUGACUGACAACAGUCAAAUUAAAACCAGGAGAAAUGCGGGAUUCAGAGACAGAUCUACAGACAAUAUCUAUGGAUUGACAUCAUGAAAAUGACAUUCAAAUAAGGGUAAAGUGAGGAUCCAGGUCAGACACGACAUGAAGAAAACCCCAGAUGACAGUUCAUUCACACAUCAAGUAUUCAUUCAAAUGAUUCCAUAGGAUGCUACAACACGGAAGCUUUUUAGCUACGCUGUGAACGAAAGUUGUAUCUUUAGGAAGUAGAGUCAAAUUUGUGUGCAAUUUAAAAAAAAAAAACGAAGGAUCAUCAUGGCUGAAAACAACUUCCCCCCUCUGCCACGAUUCAUCCCCCUCAAGCCCUGCUUUUAUCAAGACUUCAAUGAGAUUCCAGACCAGUGCCGGAAUAUGUGCAAACGCCUCUACUACCUAUGGAUUUUGAAUAGUGCCACUCUUGCGGUGAACCUCAUUGGUUGUCUGGCGUGGAUGUGUGGUGGCGGUGGAGCAGCUAACUUUGGCUUGGCUAUCCUUUGGCUCAUCCUUUUCACGCCUUGUUCAUAUGUGUGCUGGUUUAGGCCCAUAUACAAAGCUUUCAAGACUGACAGCUCCUUCAACUUCAUGGCUUUCUUCUUUGUUUUUAUGGCUCAAGUUGUGAUCACUAUUAUUCAGACAGUUGGGAUCCCAGGCUGGGGAGUGUGUGGCUGGUUGGCGACCAUUACCUUCUUCAGCACCAACAUUGGCUCAGCUGUUGUGAUGCUUAUUCCCACCAUCAUGUUCACUGCAGUGGCUGUGCUCUCCUGCAUUGCCCUAACAAAGGUCCAUAACUUUUACCGUGGCAGUGGAGGGAGUCUGGGUAAGGCCCAGGAGGAGUGGACCACCGGGGCCUGGAAGAACCCUCACGUUCAGGCUGCGGCUCAACAGGCUGCAGUUGGAGCUGCUCAGGGCGCCAUGCAGCAAAACCAGUAUUCUGCAGCACCCACCUACAACUACGAUGAGCCAAUGUAGGACAGAGGAGCCGAGAGGGAGAGAUAAAAAGGGAUCAAGUAGGAAUUCAAAAUUAGGUGCCCUUCAUUUCAACUAGAUUCUGAGAGAACAAUGGCUUUCAUUCAUAUGAUGUCGCCACAGUCUUUUUGUCACUGCAAAAAUCAACGUUAGUUUAAAAUACUUGAAUUCAGAAUAUAUAUCUCAAUUUGAGUGGGUAUAUCAAGUUUUUAUUAUUAAAGCCAGUAUCUAAACUGGUUAAAACUACUCAAAAUAAAAUUAAUAUUCUGAAUACAUGUCAUUUUAAACUAUACAGAUUUCUUUCCAUUUUGUCUAUGUGUAGAAUGGUAGUAGUGUUAAAUUUAGGUAAGGCAAGCAAAAUGUCUGUUGUCCCCAUCAGAGCUUCUAACAUCUUCAGAUUUGAUCACAACCAUUUUGGAUUCUAGGUUGUGAUAAUGUCUCAUUAUUUAGAUAGUGUUCCCAUGAUGUCAAAGCCACUUAAAAAGAAAAUUCUUAAAUUAAUGUAUUUAGUUCAAGCAUUUAUAGUAAGGACAGUCGCAAUCAAGAUACUAUAUAUGACAUUUUGCCAACCCAUAGAUGUCUUAAACGAAAAGACAUGAUAAAAAAAACAAAAAAACAAUUGAUAUUGUUCUCUUACAGAAUCAGGCAUUCUGUAAAAUGUUAAAUGUAUUUCGACACGUGUCGCUGUCCAUUAGUCCAAUAUCAUGCAGAAGAACAAUCUUUUUACUUUGCUCAUUGUAAUGUGUUUUAUUCUAACUACAGUUCCCUAAGCUUUAUUGAAGUAUUCUAAGGUGGUCCACAGCAAAUCACUGUCUGAACUAUAAUAGCCAUAUUCUAUUAUAUUAUGAGCUUCCAUUCCAAAAUUAAAGUAAAUAUAUUAUGACCAAACAUAUUACAGUUAUACAAAGAAGAUGCUUGAUAAACAAAUCUCUCUGUGAUCUAUAAUUGUGUGUUAAAUAGCAUUUUACAUCUCAGGUAAGAGAAUUUGAAUGCUCCUCUGGUCUUCUUAUGUUUUAUGUCACUUUGUCCCUGCAUUUUGACUGCAAGGCAUACCAGGUUUGGCCAUUCUACACACAGAGUGGUAUCAAUUCAUUGAUAGAAAUUCUUGACCAACUCAAGAAGCACAUGCAAAAUUAGGAUUUUCUAGAUAAAACAUUCAAAUAUGUACAGGUCAUAAAAUGGAAGAACCAAAACAUGUGAACGUACAGUAAAUAUAUCAUUGUUGUUGAUGGUGGCAGUGUUGUACGAUGGAUGUUUUCCCCCUUUGGAAACUCUCCCACUAAAUGUAACUAUUUAAAACACUGAAUUUCAGGCCUUAGCUUGUCAUUUUGUGGCUGUUGGUGUUACUCCGUUAUAAUUAGGUAUACAUGAUAAAGAUAUAUAUAUAAAGAAAAACACUUUUAACUUCACUUCUUAUGAACAGAAGGUAAACGAGAUUGUGUGUUGUCGCCCAUGUGUGGCUUGAUGUGUCCAUAUUUUUAUUUCAAAUCCUCAGAAUUUACUAGAUGGUUAUAACAAUAAUUCUGUAUUAGACUUGAAAAUGAAGUGAAUUGUAUCUGAAUGCUUCUUAUUUGAAAACAGUGAGCUGUCUUGUCCGGUUGUGCUAGUGUGGUAUUAAUAGACAGGUUGUUUGUUCCCUUUUUUGUAUCUGUUUUUUUGUUUGUUUUUUUUAACCUAUUUUUAUGUAUGUAUUAUAUGGAUGAUGUGUGUAUGAAUUUGAAGCAAAUCUCAGUGUCUCUCCAUGGCUGAGGAUUAGUAGGUAGUUGUAUUAUUUUUUAAUAUAUUUUUUUUCAACAGUUGUCCAGUAUUUGUAAAUUUGGUAAAAAUUUGGAUAGAUUAUUCUAAAAUUAUUCCAAAAUAACUGGUGUGGAGAAGUAGACAGGUGCAAUGACACUAGUUAUGUUGUGUUAUGGAAUUAUUAUUUAAUGUGUUUAUAGCAUAAUAAAUAUAUACCAGAGCUCAUAUAGUACACUGGGUAUUAUAGGAUGAAGUGUACACCUUCUUCUCUAAUCCUCUGGUUGAUUGAUUGCUCCCGCCGUUGGCUUCCCCAAUUCAAGUAAAGAAUUAGUCAGUUCUCCAAAAGUUAAACUACUUUUAUAAAAUUCUGAACUGUUUUGAAAAA
Molecule: messenger RNA, 3218 nt
Organism: Boleophthalmus pectinirostris (great blue-spotted mudskipper)
Lineage: Eukaryota; Metazoa; Chordata; Actinopteri; Gobiiformes; Gobiidae
Gene: scamp5a
Product: secretory carrier membrane protein 5a
Exons: 9
Coding region: 407-1099 (230 amino acids)
Biological process (GO): protein transport
Cellular component (GO): trans-Golgi network membrane; recycling endosome membrane
Source: RefSeq, a predicted model, not a curated record